GACCUCGCCACGAUUGGGAAGUUUGAAAAUAGAGGCGGGACCGAAGAGGCCCUCGUGGUUCAAUCUUAGCGUCUCUGAGAAGAAGGAAUUAAUUGACUGUUGGGCUUGUAAAUGCCAGUCAUGGAGGUGAUUUCUUCGUGUCAAUUGGAGGCGCUCAAAUACAGCGAAUUGCAGUGCCUGGCCAAGUCGGUGGGGUUAAAGGCUAACCUCAAGGCAGCCAAGCUGUUAAAUGCAUUAAAGAAGCACUUCUGUGAAGAAAAUGAAAAUACGGGUAUCAAAAAGACAUCCCCAUGUACAGAUAUUGAGGAAAAGAAUGGCAGUCAAAUCUCCAUAAAUCUAUCCACAAUCACCAAAAGGCAUAGAAAAUGGACAGAAGAUAAUGCCCAGCAAACUACACAAGAAAAUCUUAAUAAAGAAAAAAUGGAACUGGAUUCAGAGAAAGAGGUUCCAAUAUCGUUAAAUUCUGAAGGGAACCCGGAUGCAGGAUUUGAAAAGAUACUGAAGAUAAAGCAAAAUGAUGAAUCACAAAGCAGUGGAACAGCAGGAAACUUAGAAGACUUUGUCACUCCAAGUCAGCGAAAAGGAAGAAAUUCUACUAGGCAAAAAGGAGUUGAAAGUAAAAGUUUACUGGAUUCUCUUUCUGGGAAGAAAACUAAAUUGGGGAAAAAAGGAAUAAUUUCUACCACCCCAGAUUUUAAGAAACUUCAUGAGGCUCAGUUCAAGAAAAUGUUAUCUAUUGAUGAAUACAUUGAAAGGAAAAAUAAAAUGAUGUGUAAUUUCAGCAAUGCAGUUAAUGAGAUCAAGAUCCUGUCUAAGACUAAGAAGUCUCUGAAGACUUCUCAGAAAGAAAAUCUAAAUACCAGUUCAAAGCAGGUACAUUCCAGUUCCAGAGGGCUUUUAUUAAGUCCCCCUUCUCAAAAGAAUAGGCUUUCUGCCACAGGCACUCCAAUAAAACUGCGACGUUCAAUACGCAAUUCCCCUGGCACUGCAAAUAAAAGUAUUCUGUCUCGAAAAUCAUCCUUCAGUUCAACCAAACUGAAUUGCCUUUCUACAACUAAAAUGAAUGUCAGGUUCUCUGAAUCUACAAAAGACAAUGAAGAGAAACGUUCCCUUACCAAGACUCCAGCUAGGAAAUCUUCGUUUCUGAAAAACUGUACUCCAGAUAAUCAGAAAAGCAGUGAAUGUAUAACUAGCAAAGACUUCAAAGGCGGAGCAACAAACUGUCAGACAACAGAAACUUCAAUGAAUUCUGCUGUCACACCUUUCAAGAGUAUAAAUCAGACUGUAGAACCAACAAGCAUCAAGAAACCAGUAUUUGAUCUACAAGCAAGUCUAUCAAAACCACUUACUUAUCAGCCACACAAAGGAAAACUGAAACCAUGGGGCAACCCUGGCGAGAAUCACCAGAGACUAUAUUCCCACAAGAAAUAUUACAAAGAGCCAUCUCUUCAAACCAGAGAUGAGAGACGGGAGAAACACAUACAAGGAAGAAAACAAAGAAAAGACCAAAAGCUUAGCACAGUGAGGCGGCUGACUGUUGCUUAAAGCUGACUUUUAAAUUGUUCUGUAGAUAAUCUUACUAUUGAAAAUCUUUACUUUCUUGUAAAUAAUUCUUGUCUCUGCAUUGAAAUACUUAAGUUAUCUAGACUGAGUAAUCUUAUUUUAAUAUGAACAUAGAAGCUUGUCACUUUUACAUUGUUAUCCAGUAGCUAAUGCUAUUGUCUUAGAAGGCUUAGAAAUCUCUUCAAAAGGGCAGCUCUUUUUUCCCCUCAAAUCUGCUUAGUAUAUGCCUUAACUAUAUCCUAAAUUGUCUGGAAACAUUUCUUAACAACUAGAUCGAAGUUUAUUUUAUCAAAAAAUUCAAUCCUCUGGACAUACAGCAGAUUUUAAAUUCAUUUAAUGAGAAUUUUUUAUAAAAUUGUUUUAAUGUACUAAUUAAAAUAAUUGUGUUUAUAGAUAAAAGUUCAUUUUAAUUUUACGACUAUACAGCUUCGUCAUGUUGUCAACUUUUGUCAGUCAACUAUUUUCAUUGUACAUAUAUUCUGAUGACUAGAUUUUUCUUUUUAGAGUAGAAUUGUCAAUUUAAUUAGCAUGUCAAAAAGAAAAGAUACCACAAUGAAGUCUAUGAUAAAAACAAAAACCUAUCUUCUAUUCUCUUUUCCCCAAUUGGAGUAUAGUAUAUAUUGAGAUUAUUUAAAUUUAAAAUAUUGGUAUUUCUUACUCAAAAUAGAUCAACUUCUUAGCUAUUGAACCAGCUCCUAAACUGGUAAAAAGAUUUCUAAACUGAUUUCAAAAUAUACAUAUAGUUAUCCUAAAAAAAAAAAUUCCUUAUACAGUGGGGAUUAAAACAUGAACCCAUUUCGAUUGUCAGUAUUUCUAUAUAAAUAUCACCCAAAUGUGAUGUUUUCCAUACCAUUCCAAACAAUAAAUUAAACAAAUUAGCCAAAAACAUCAUCCCUGUUCAUUUAUUUAUUGAAGCAGUACCGCUGUAAUUAAAUGCUGUUAAGUUCUUGUACCAUAAUCAUAAAAUAAUAUUUUUCCUAAAGCAAUUUAUCCACAUAACUGAUGCUUGUAAUAAUGGAUUAUGUAGUUUAUUCAACUGUGCUUUUUCUAAUGCUUUGUAUUCUAGCACGCAUCUGGAGCAAAUCAUUAGGAAAGGAGCUGAAGUCACUUAUACAACAGAGGUUAAGGUGAAAUUUUGGAGAGUUGUAUCAAGCAGUAAUCUUUUAAUUGGUUGCUCAUACCUAGUUUCUUCAGUGACAUUAUCUAAAUCAAAGUUCCUGUUCAUAUUAAACUCUACUUUUAGAAAAUAUUUGACAUCAACUAACUUGAUGAAAGAGAAUUGCCUUUUGCAUUUAUAGCAGGUUUUUUCCCCCCAAACAUUGUGGAAAUCUUUUGAAACAUAGUUUUCUCACCUUUCUGCCUCUGUUACAAAAAUGUCUUCAGUUAUCAUACAAAGGGUUGUUUUAUUUAAAUGUUAAUUUAACGGGAGUAUAUCAUUUUGGUAUUUGAACUCCAGGGACAACCAACGUGUUGGCUGUAGUUAUAACUUCAGAAAUGCUAUAAUAU
This is a messenger RNA of Ahaetulla prasina, 3069 nucleotides long. It is a transcript of the gene NUSAP1, whose product is annotated as nucleolar and spindle associated protein 1. The record is from RefSeq and is a predicted model, not a curated record. The transcript is spliced from 12 exons. The coding region runs from base 112 to 1545 and encodes 477 amino acids. NCBI's taxonomy places the organism in Eukaryota, Metazoa, Chordata, Lepidosauria, Squamata, Colubridae. Gene Ontology annotation, cellular component: microtubule; nucleolus; mitotic spindle. Gene Ontology annotation, molecular function: microtubule binding. Gene Ontology annotation, biological process: mitotic cytokinesis; mitotic chromosome condensation; establishment of mitotic spindle localization.